Messenger RNA from Amaranthus tricolor (Joseph's coat), 884 nucleotides. RefSeq lists its product as uncharacterized. Bases 1 to 792 code for a protein of 263 amino acids. The record is from RefSeq and is a predicted model, not a curated record. The transcript has 5 exons. Gene Ontology annotation, cellular component: intracellular anatomical structure. NCBI's taxonomy places the organism in Eukaryota, Viridiplantae, Streptophyta, Magnoliopsida, Caryophyllales, Amaranthaceae.
AUGUGGAUUCUUAAGAAGGAAGAUUAUGAUGCAAGAGAGGUUGUUGGUAAGUUAAUAAUUUUCUAUGUCAUUCAAUGUGCUACAGCCGAGGAUUGUUCCUACCCUUAUAGGCUAUAUUGUUUAUUUUCUGCGAGGAAGAAACAAAAUAAAAAAUGUAAGCGUCCACAGCGACUAAAAGCAGAUCAAAAGUGGUCUAAUCUCAAUUCUGACGCCGGAUCAACAAAAAUGGUGAGUACAUCAGAGAUAGUGAAGAAGCUGAAUCUUCAAGCUCAUGUUGAAGGUGGAUUUUUCUGUGAAACUUUCAGGGAUCGAUCCGUUUUCCUCUCCAAAUCACAGCUACCCCCUGAAUACAAAGUUGAUCGCCCCGUUAGCACAUCAAUUUACUUCUUGCUACCAUCUGGAAGCGUGUCUAAACUGCACCGGAUUCCUUGUUCAGAGACCUGGCACUUCUAUUUGGGAGAGCCUAUAACGAUAGUGGAGCUUAAUGAGAAAGAUGGUAGUGUGAAGUUCACUUAUCUUGGUCAAGAUUUGAUGGGGAAUGAGCAAACUCAGUACACAGUUCCCCCUAAUGUCUGGUUUGGCUCGUUUCCAACCAAAGAUAUAAACGUUUCACCAGAAGGACUGGCCACUAAAGCAGUCAGUAGGGAUGCUGAGAGCCACUUCUCUCUUGUUGGAUGUACAUGUGCCCCAGCAUUCCAGUUUGAGGACUUUGAAUUGGCAAAGCGAAGUGAGCUCAUUUCGUAUUUCCCCAAGUACAAAUCUCUUAUCUUGCUCCUUACUUCUGAUGACUAAACUUUUGACUAUGUUUAUGGGCAUUGUUGGAUGAUGUCUUGUACUGUAUUAUAGUACUCUUUGUUUGUACACCAUUUUACAAUUUGCACUUA